UCAAAAUGGCCGCCCACGGAGGAUGAAGAUGUGUUUGUUUAUUAUUUUGAUGAGCUAAUGUGGUACAUACGGAGUACCAAAAUUAUUGGAACAUAAUGUCUUCCGACAGUGAACCAGAUGAGUUUUUUGAUGCCCCCGAUGCUACGCCAUACCAAUCAUUUCAAACUGAUACACCACAAAAUAUUACCACAGAUGAAGUGCAGGCCACGUUAUCUGAAAUAGAAGAGGAGGAGAAAAGGCUCUUGGAGCUGAAGAAAGCUGCAGAAGAAAGGCGUCGCCGGGAGGAUGAGGCGCUGCAGUCUCGACUACAUGAGCUCCAGAAGAAGAAGGAGGAAGAGGAGAAGAAGAGUGCUAUACAGAAACAAAAAGUUAAGGAUGCUGAAAUCAGACGAAGAAAACUGGAGGAGAUGAGGGAAAUAAUCGGUGUGGAAAGUACUCCAGGGAAAACUUCCCAGGAUUCCUCACAGGAAGAGGAAAUUGUGGAUGACAACGAGGACAGCCCUGUGAAAAGCAGUAAGGGUUCACCUGUGUCCAAGAAAUCCAACACUAUUGAGAAAAUGGAGAACAGUUCGGAAGAGAAAUCCACCAUGCUCAUUCAUAGUCGACGUCAACGUUCGGGAUCAUGGGGAGACUUGCCAAAAGACACAUCUGUUUUGGUGAUUCAGAGAGAGGAUUCUGAUUCCAAGCUUAGCACCCUUCAACAAAAUAUAAAUGUGUUUCAUCCUGUCAAGGAAACGGGCGUAAAACUGUUAGAUUCAGAUUUAAGUGACGAUAAUAAUUCUUGUGAGAUUGAGACGUUGCAAGUGGUGGAUGAUGUGAUAAAAGACAGUCAGUUAUCUGGGGAUGAGCCUGAUAUUAUUAAGAGCACUAAAACAAGGACCCCACCGAAUACGUUGUCUCAGCCAGUGGCGCCCCCUAGGAGGAAGAAAUCCGGUAGACCUGACAGCAGCACAAGUGGGUCAUCAGGUGCUAACAGUCUAGAGUUACCUGCCCCUGCCAACAUCAGUGGUCAUGCUUCACAAGAUGAACAGUCUCUAGAUCUUCGUCAUAUGAUCAGAGACAAGGGUGCGCGGCACAUCUUGGCAGAGGAUGCUGAGUUGGAUGCUGUGAAAUCCGAUGUGGAAAUGCCAGAUGACAUCCCGGUAUUCUCUCUCCAUGAAGCCACAGAUGAGGAAUUGUUCGAGGACAGUGAUGAUGAAAAGAAAGGCAAGAAAAAGAAAUCGGACAGAGUCAGACGUCAGAAGUCAUCGGAAAGUAAGAAAGACAGUCCUAGAGAUCAUCCGUCUUCUCCCGAACAGCCAACAGGAGGCAGACCACGUUCCUCCUCAGGCACCCCCCUCACUGAUGAUGAAAUCCUGGCACUGGUGAUGGUGAAGAAUCUCGACACAGGGGAGACGAUCCCACUUAACCAAGCCGAGGAACACCUUCCAAAAUGUCUGAAUCCUCUUGACCUUCAUAUAGUCCAAAGAACAAAGGAAUUCAGCACCGAUGGCCACAAUGCAGGCACACAGUCCGAUGAGGAUGACAGGGCGUCGCAGGUCGGCUCUGUGGCCCAGCUCGGACAGGGAGCUCGCAGGAAAACGAAGAAGCUGAGGCGGCUUUUCGGAAAAACCAUCAGUAAAGUGAAAUCUGCCGCCGAUCAUGCUCUGUAUGGUGAUGAAGCUGGAAUUGAAGCAGACUUUCCAUCUGAUGAUCAGAUCUUUAAGAUCAAGGCAUCCAGAAGCAACAAAGGACCGUUUGACUUCUCCCAGCCUAGGGUGAUGCAAGACCUCAGUGGGGAACACAGUGGUGCUAUAUGGACUAUGAAGUUCUCUCCGUGUGGACGACUGUUGGCAACUGGUGGCCAGGACUGUGUGUUAAGAAUCUGGGUGUUAAAAAGUGCCUACAGUUACUUUGAAGAUAUACGACAGCGAUAUAGUGAUGCAAACAUCACACCAGCUCAAUCCCAGGAGAGUCUCAACACACUGGGGUCGGAGGCAUCAUCACUGGGACCAGGGUCAACCUACCAUCCAGAUGAGGACGAGGAACACGGGCCUUUCUCCAAGAAGCCUUUCUGUACAUACAGAGGUCACAGUGCCGACCUGCUGGAUGUAUCUUGGUCUAAAAAUUAUUUUAUCUUGUCCUCCUCAAUGGACAAGACAGUGCGACUUUGGCACAUCUCACGAAGGGAAUGUCUGUGUACCUUUCAACACAUAGACUUUGUCACAGCCAUCGUAUUUCAUCCAAGGGAUGACCGCUAUUUCUUGAGCGGGUCAUUGGAUGGCAAGUUACGACUGUGGAACAUUCCUGACAAGAAAGUGACGCUAUGGAAUGAGGUGUCGGGAUCAGCUAAUCUCAUCACCACAGCCAACUUUUGUCAGAACGGCAAAUAUGCAGUGGUGGGAACCUACGAUGGAAAGUGUAUCUUCUAUACCACAGAGCAACUGAAAUACUUCACUCAAAUCCAUGUGCGUUCAACAAGGGGCCGCAAUGCAAGAGGUCACAAGGUCACAGGCAUUGAGCCAGUGCCAGGAGAGUCCAAGAUGCUGGUUACAUCAAACGACUCCCGUAUCCGCCUCUAUGAUCUGGUAGACCUGACGCUGUCCAUCAAGUACAAGGGAGGAACCAACACUUCCAGUCAGAUCAAGGCUGGCUUCAGUCCGAGCGGCAAGCACAUCAUCUGUGGCUCCGAGGACCACUUCAUCUAUGUGUGGAAGACUCACCAUGAGUUCAAGUUCUCCUCGUCUAGGAGAGAUAGGAGUGACUACUGGGAGGCCAUCAAAGUUCACAAUGCAGUAGUGACAGCUGCCAUUUUUGCACCCAAUCCGUCCCACUUCUUCAAAAAGAAGCCAAUAGAGGGAGCGGAGAAAAGCCAGGAAUCUGAAGAACAAAGGGAAAUAAUCGUGUCAGCUGAUUUUACUGGAGCGAUCAAAAUCAUGACCAACUCUCCAUGUUUGUGAUACUUGAUGGUAUCCUUAGCUUUAGGCCACAUAGAGCGAUGAGUAAGACAUUGCGAUACCAGUGUGACCCUUAUUGAGGUGUCAUGAAAAAUAUAGAAGACUGAUAAUGCGUGCCCGGGAUAUAGUUUGGCAUUAGAUUUACCAUCUCCUGGAACAUUCCGAGUUGAUAGUGUUGCUGAUAGGACGCUCAAGAUCAGCUUCUAGAGUCACAUCAAAGCCUUAUUGAUGGUCAGUGUUUGGAAGAAUGUUUCAUGAACAGGAAGAUUCCCUACAUUUGUGAAAAGUGUGUUGAUAAUCUUGAAACAAGACGAAAAUGGUGCAUUCAUUCAAACUGUAGAGAUUGAUCUGUGAUGGCUCAUUUACAAAGCAGACGAGGGCAAUGGGUAGCAUUGUGGUUAGGGUGUUCUUUUAGCACAGACAGUCCGAGUUUGAUCCUCCACAGGGUGUUCCUAUGGCCCAUUUACACAGCAGACGAGGGCGAUGGGUAGCAUUGUUGUUAGGGUGUUCUUUUAGCACAGACAGUCCGAGUUUGAUCCUCCACAGGGUGUUCCUCAGAAGCUUGUGAUCUCACCGUUAUGGCUGCUGCAAACCCACUGACGAUCUGAACCAGGGUCCUGGCUGAGUAGGAUUGUCUGUAGGCCAGGACUGUGUUCACAUUAACUCACACUGGUUGUUCACCGCAUCAGAAUGUUCCUUGCAGACUUCUAUGCCAGUAAGAUCAGUUGGAUCACACUAUCUACUGAAGAAAUUAGUCCGGGAGUCGGGUCAGGAAUGGCUGUCAGAACAUGGAUGUCGUUGUCUUCUAAAUAUGCAACUCAUUGCACAUUCUUCACCAUCCAAAAGUCUACAUGUCUGGACAACAGCAAUACCAUUAAAGUCCUUUGACUCUGAUACGCUACCUCUCUGCAUGAAGGUUAUGUGAUAGGUCCAUAGAAGGUUGCGUACCCUGCGCGAACUUUGACAGCCAGAUCUUAAUGAAGGAGGUGUAGGUUCUUGCAGCAGAUAUAAAUUUUCUAAAGUUAUUUAGCUUCAUUUAUUUGCCAUCUUGAGAUUAAGUAAAGAAGGCCGACACAGAACUAGUAUUUCUUGGCUGGAGCUCCCAUUUGUAUGUAGAUGCCAAAAUGCUCACAAAUGACAGGGUGUAUGAAAUAUCAACAACAAUAAGAUUAUGUACUUUCAGAAGGGGGCAAUUUAGUCUUUGAAAGGUUUUUAGAGGUGAUAGACAUAAGGAAGAGAAUUUAUGGAUGUCAACUUCUUUAUUAUGAGGAACACAACGUUUCCGAGUCUUUGAAAGGCAUUUAGAAGUCAUUCACAGUAGGAAGAGAAUUUAU
Molecule: messenger RNA, 4270 nt
Organism: Haliotis rufescens (red abalone)
Lineage: Eukaryota; Metazoa; Mollusca; Gastropoda; Lepetellida; Haliotidae
Product: WD repeat-containing protein 44-like
Exons: 22
Coding region: 96-2939 (947 amino acids)
Molecular function (GO): protein binding
Source: RefSeq, a predicted model, not a curated record